CUGCUGCAUUCACUUCUAAGGAGCACUAAAAUCAUUAAUUAGACGAUCCGUGUAAGGAAUAAUUAAUCAGAUGGUAAAGCUGCACAUCUUUUUCUUUUAAAUCAGAUUAUCUACUAUCUACUGCAUUCCUCAGCCCGUAUUUCCAUCUGUUAUUAAACCAUUGAGUAUCCUCCUUUCAAAGACUAGUAAAUGGAAUCCACACAUAGUGACCUUGCUUCAAAGAUCUUACAAUCCACUUCUUGAACUGCACGAAGUGGUCUACGUAGAAAAGAUCAUCAUCCCACCCAAGUCGAUUUUGCACCUUUAUUGGCAUGCGCGACUCUUCAGUCGCAAAAUAUAUAUUCAUGCUAGGAAGAAAGGCCCUAGUAACAGGUGCUUCCAGAGGCAUUGGGCGGGAAAUUGCGGUACGUUUAGCCCAAGAAGGUGCUUCGAUAACACUAGUAGCACGGAAUAAGACACUUCUUCAAGAAACCUUGCGAACGCUACCCACCACCCAAAACCAAUUGCAUACAAUUGAACCAAUUGACCUUCUUAAUAUCAACGAUAUAACCUCCAAACCCCAUCUUUUCGAUGAGGUAUCGGUGCUUGUUAAUUGUGCUGGUGUUACCAACCACUCUUUACUUCCCCGAAUGCUGGCACAAGAAAUUGCAAACACUGUACAAGUGAACCUUAUUGCACCCAUUAUACUAUCCAAAACCGCAUGUAAACCCAUGUUGAAACAUAAAAAUGAUGCGGUGAUAAUCAACAUCAGCUCUGUGUUAGCUCUUCUGGACUUCACAAUACCAGGGACGUCCGUUUAUAGUGCCCUGAAAGCAGGUUUGAAUGGGUUUACCGUAUCCCUCAGCAAUGAGCUCAAAGGGCGCAUUAGAGUCAAUUCUAUUGUACCUGGACUUGUCAGCGACACCGACAUGGGAGCCAGAACAAAUCUCGAUAUUGCACUGGUUUCAAUUGAUCGAGUGGUGGAAGCAACGUAUAAAGCUAUAGUAGACGAGUCCAUCAAUGGUCAGUGUAUAUUAGUGAAAUGAGCUUAAAGUGUAUAUAGUGAAAUGAAUUUAGGCUUUUUUAAUCAAGCGAUGAAUAUGUCGUAAAUCGUCGUCAUAGUAUUUGGAGAAUUGGCCAUAGUAGUCGUAAAACACUGCAGAUGCAAAUUUGCCGAGUUUAUUGUCCAAAAGCCAGUAUAUGAAGCUGCUUAUCUCAUAGUUACUAUACUUUAGAGGGAUAAACUUCUUUAACUCCUCCAUCUGGAUCAUCCGUAAUGUCUUCAAAAGCACACGAUGGUGGGCAUCGAGGCCUAUGAGCUGAAUACCAGGUUGACGGUUCGUAUAGUAAUGGAACAAAAGUAUUAAAAGUUUUGUAAGAUCGUCUGAUUUGCUGAGCAGUUUGUGCAAGUACCGAGAGAAGGAGAUCACACCUUUAAACAUGGCGUCAUUACCAGUUUGAAGUGAGUUGAAUAAUCCGGGAGUCUCGCUUCCAAAUGCGAGCCACAGCUGGAUUAACCGUAGAAACCCAUAGUAGGUUUCGUUCAAUUGGUUCGGAUUAUAGCUCGACUGUUUUAUCAAGCGAGUGAGCAUUGUGAUGAGAAUGUUAUUCACUUGCAAAUGUGUGCUAUUUCUCCUUAAAAGUGCAUACACUUCGCUAUCAUCACCCCCAUCCAUGAGUUUGUUAUUGAGGAUCAACGUAUCCAAUAUCAAUACCUCGUACUGGUUGUGCCCAAUUUGACUGGAAGUCAUCCCAAUGCUUGAGAUCAUAUUGUCCCAGUAUCCGAUCAGAUUCAACCACCAAAACAAGUCGUUGGAGUCUCCGUCGAUUCUGCUGAGCUGCUUGACCGCUUUAUCGCCAAUAUUGUCGUAGUAAUUGGCACUAUCAAAGUGCCAAAACUCGUAGAACAACUUGUUCAGCAUCGACUUCAAGCGCGAGCUGCCCAUGACAAUCAGCUCUUCGUAAAGCCAGUGGAUAAGCGUGGGAACGAGCAAAUAAAGUAACCGGGGCAGGUUGAACACAAUCACGUGCAAUAGAUAGCCCCGAAGUAUGUCUAAUCGAAGUGGUUCGAAAAUUGACAGUGGCUGCAACUGAAGCCAUGGGUCGAUAUCGCUCGACAAAGAAUGGUGGUAUUUUCUCGUAGACUCCGGGAGACUUUUGGGGUCGAAAAGAAUACUAUUAUUCAACUUGUAGUACGACGCUCGCGUCGACAACACCAUGGCCUUCCCGAUUUCGUACGAGCAUUUAGAACCAAGAGGGUCGAUAAAUGGGGCUGGAUUACUACCUGUUUCUAGCGACGUGACGAUACUUUUGAAGAUGUGGAAAAUGUCGAGAAGGUAGCUGUAAAGUUCAGGAGACACGAAUGGCUGUAGUGCCUGAAGUCUGGCAGCAGCAGUAGCAGGUUUCACCAUUCCUGCUAAUAUGUUUAUGCCAGUAUUUGAAGUUGGGGUCGAUGAAAUGUGAAGCAACAGCGGAUUUUUGACGACUGUAUCAGUCAAUGAGUGGAUUCGCGCCACUAGCGGUCGCACCACUCGCUUGCACCGGCUGACGGACCAUGGGUUUGUGUUUGUACUCAUAGGUCCAUAGGUUUGGAUCGCGAUGGUUUGGUUUUGCAC
Yamadazyma tenuis ATCC 10573 is the source of this 2594-nucleotide messenger RNA. The record is from RefSeq and is a predicted model, not a curated record. Lineage: Eukaryota; Fungi; Ascomycota; Pichiomycetes; Serinales; Debaryomycetaceae.